CAAUGAGCCGGCGGCGUGUCUCCGUGAGAGACCUGGGUCUGACGGACUGUCAGGGCUGGCUGCUCCGCAGGAAGGAGGCGCGCAGCUUCCUGGGAGCCAGGUGGAAGAGAUACUGGUUCGUCCUGAAGAAGAGCUCGCUCUACUGGUACUCCAACAAGAUGGCGGAGAAAGCCGAAGGGUUCAUCUGCCUGCCCGGCUUCACCAUCCAAAAGGCCCAACAGUGCAAGAAGAAACAUUCCAUAACAGCCAGCCAUCCUCUGGUUGUGACCAUCUUCAUCGCUGCAGAGAGCUUCACAGACAUGAACAAGUGA
Notothenia coriiceps (black rockcod) is the source of this 311-nucleotide messenger RNA. Its product is annotated as interactor protein for cytohesin exchange factors 1. The record is from RefSeq and is a predicted model, not a curated record. The annotation marks the transcript as partial. The transcript has 3 exons. NCBI's taxonomy places the organism in Eukaryota, Metazoa, Chordata, Actinopteri, Perciformes, Nototheniidae.